GCUAAAUCAACUACCUUUUUAUCUCAAAAACAUACUUGUUUUACACAUUUACAGUUUUUGUUGAACAAGAAAAAAAAAAAAACUCAAGGGAGAAAUUAGCUUAAAUUCUUUUGUGUGUAUUUUUUUUUUAUAUAUAUAUUCAUAGCAGAAAAUAGAAAUUAGUGCUUGAUAAACAAAAAAAAAAAAAAAGAGUAAAGUUUUGGAAGACAUGGCUUCAUCAUCAAAUCAACUAACAGCACUUUAAUCUUUUAGUUCCAUGACCUCUCAUAAAGAAGAGCCUAAUCCUUCCAUCUUGUUCGGGGAUUCCGCUGGAGAUGAUCCAUUUAGUCAAAUGCUUCAACAGAAUUCCGUCUCGGAACUCCCACCAGCACCAGUAGGAAAAGCAGUAGUAACCGAACAAAAGAAAACACCUACUACUGCCAAUGUUCAACCAUUAGCGGAUGCUUCUAGCUUAUUCGCCACACCUAGUGGUACAGCCAAUACAGAUGCCGCUGACAUCUUUUUUUCUUCCCCUCAACCAAAAACGACUACUGCUACAACCACAACGUCGACUCAUUCACAAAACGCGUCUGCCGCAAACUUCUUUGAACAACAACCAUCGGAAUCUUUCUUUGAUGGUCUGGCUCAACCGGAGGUUCAUAACCCUCCCGUCUCAUCUACCGCUUCUCUCACCCAAGCUUUUGACCCCAACGCUUAUUCAGCCACAGACUACAGUCAACCUCAAGAAGCCUACGAUCAGCAAGCCGUAGAAUAUGACCCGAAUCAAUGGAUUCAAUUCGAUCCCAAUGUACAUUAUUAUUACGAUGAACAAAGUCAGCUUCAUUAUUACGACCCCAAUACCAACCAAGAAUACGAUAUGAGUCAAUAUACUUACGAUGAUCAAGGUCAGCCCUAUGAUUAUCAGUACGAUCCUCAGUAUGCUGAAUAUUACGCUCAACAAGCUUAUGAUCCUGCUACCACAGUAGAACCUACCGCCGAUAAUAAUGCUGCUGCUGCUGCUGCUGUUACUGGUGGUACUUAUGCUCCCGAACCUGCCUCUUCUGGUGCAAUGGCUGGUUAUACCGAUGGAACCUCUCACGAUCAACAAGUCUAUACACAAGAUAAUUACGAUCCUAAUGCUUAUGCUCCCGUACCCGAAUCUCAAGGAUACAGUCAAGAAGAUUUCUUUCAUUCUCAGGUGUAUAAUAAUAAUAAUAAUAAUAAUGCAGUAGCGGAAGUUCCAGCUCAAAUUCAAUCUGAACAAACAAUUGACACUCAGCAUCAGGCUUACCCACAGGAUGAUUAUGCUCCCGUCACCGCCGUCACUCAGAUCGAAGGAGAGGACUAUGAGUCAACACAUCAUCAUUAUGGUACACAAGAUUAUACUCCAUCCGAUUUCUUUGCUGAGGAUUUACAACAGGAACAGGCUCUACCUCCUCCUCCUAAAGCCAAUCCUCCACCUCCUUCCAAAGCCAUGUCCAUGCCUCCCCCCAGUGGUCCUCCCCAAUCUAUUUCGCUUCCUCCCAAAUCCAAUUCAGUCAAUGAUGCUUCUAGUGAGGAGAAUAAACAGCCCACCAUCACCACUCAGCAUGAAGCAGACGGCUUACAAGAAGUCCACGAUGAUCAACCCACAGACGAUGUCGAUCUCAAUGAUUUAGACCAUAUGGUAUUAAGCUCUUUCAACAAGGACGAGCAUCUCUACGAAGCCGAAGAUGAAUUAGAUCGUCUGGUCUCUGCAUCCUCCAAGAAAGAUCCGGUUUAUAAUAACCCUAAUGAGUAUGAAGAACCUUCUGACCUUCACGUCGAAACUCACCCACAUGUUGAGGAAACCGUCUUAUCGUCUUAUGAACCUCAACAAGAUGACAAGUCGUCGGAUCAUCAUGCUGACCAAGCUUUCCAGUAUGCUCCUCCUCAAGAAACAAACGUUUAUGCUCCUCUUCAGGAUGUCUAUGCACCUCAGAAGGACGCUUAUGCACCUCAGCAGGAUGCCUAUGUUCCUCAAGAGGACGCCUAUGCCCCUCAACAGGACGCUUAUGUUCCUCAGAAGGACGUCUAUGCUCCUCAACAAGACGCCUAUGCUCCUCAACAAGACGCCUAUGCUCCUCAACAAGACGCCUAUGCUCCUCAACACGACGCCUAUGCUCCUCAGCAGGACGAUUAUGCUCCCCAACAAGACGCCUAUGCUCCUCAACAGGACGCCUAUGCUCCUCAGAAGGACGCCUAUGUUCCUCAAUCGUCUGAUCAAGUGGUGGAUUAUUCCUCUUCUUAUACACCUCAGCCCACCGACGUAUAUACGCCUCAACAACAUGAUCGAUCCAUGCAUGCGCCUCCCAAAACCGAGCCAGCACAUGAGCCAUCUACCCAACCCACUGCUAUUGUGGAGAAACCCCCAACGACGCAAAGAUCCAUGAAGACACCAUCCUAUGCUCCCCCAAGAAGCAUGAGCACAGUAAGUCAUCCACAGACUUCACCCCUCAUGUCCAGAAAAUCCAUGACCUCUCCACCACCACCAGUAGCAGCAGGGAUGAAUGCCAUGCAAGCAUUUACACAACAACGAUCCAACAGUAUCACAGAACCCGAUCGUAAACAAAACGGAUCCCCUUUUACAGGCUACCCUUAUUCUAUUGAGCGUUCCGCUACAGUUCCACCUCCCAUGACAGAACGCAUUGCCUCCCCACGUCCCAUGUUAACAGCCUGCCCAGAUCCUCAAUGCGAAGGAGAGAACAAGGCUAAAGCCAAAUUCUGCUGUGAAUGCGGUCGUCCCUUGGCAGGUAUCUCCCGAUCCACCACCCCUUCCGCUGGUCUAUCCCCCGGUGUCUUUACCAUGUCCGAGACCAAUCAAGUGGUACCUCGUACCGCUUUGGAUGAAAAGAAGGAUACGAUGCGUGAAAGUCUCAAGAAAUUUAUAUCUCACUCUAUCUUGUCUCAUCAUACACAAGAGGAUAAACAACAAUUCGCUUUACAAUACAUGGAUUCUCGUAUCUCGGAAUUUCAUGAUGAAAAGGCCUUGGUUUGGAACAUUGUCAAAUUAAUGAUACAACAUCAGGAUCAAACCUUGGGCGAUGGUGGCCAAUUAGAUAAAUCCAUCGCACAAUUACUUGUGACCCCAACUCCUUUGGAUGACGCAUCAUUGCCUUUGGAUCAACUGGAACAUUAUUUAUUACAGGGAGAUCGAGAGGGAGCCUGUCAAUUUGCUACGGAACAUGAUCUAUGGGCACAUGCUUUACUCAUCAGUCAAAGCCAAGGUCCCGAUCAUUUUAAGCAGCUUAUCUCGAAAUUUAUUGACAGAGAACUAUUUGCCUCAACUGAAUCCACCCUUACGCAUCUUCCGGCCGAUAAAAAAGAAUUGCGUAUGCUUUAUUCCAUUUUCAGUGGCGCUGGUGCAGAUGCGGUGAGUCAGCUUACGAGAAAUUCAGUAACAGAUCAUCCUGCCACACACUUUUCGGAGGAUUCCCUUCCAGAUUGGAAAAAGGCUUUGUCCUUGAUCUUGCUUAAUCGUUCCUCCAAUGAUUCUGAAGCUAUUUCCGAAUUAGGUCAUCAAUUAAAGACAGCAGGUUUCCCUACCAAUGCAUUUAUCUGUUACAUGUUGUCACCUGAUACGAUAAAAGGUCUAGGCGGGAUCUUUUCGACGGAAGACAAGACGGAUUUAGACGCUUUAUACCUUACAGAAUUCUACGAAUACGCUUGCAAGAUUCAAUUACCUCAAUACAAGCUCAUGCUCGCUUGGUGGUUGAUUGAAUUGGACAUGACACAAGAAGCUGCCAUUUACUCUGAUGCUUUGGCCGAUAGUCUUACUUUGGAAGAGAUCACCGGAUUUAACGAAAUUCGUGAUACAGUGACAGACAGUAGUGUUACAUCGUUACUAAACAAGGCUACUUUUGAUUCCUUGAUAAAGACAAUCACAGACAAAAUUCAAAGUCGUCAUCCAGAUCCCACUUAUCUGGGUACCUCCUCAUAUGCUUACGAUGAUACGACCGGACAAGUCACAUCGGAUCAACAAGUAGACAAUGGGUUCAAUUAUGGUUAUAGCUAUGGAGGUGGUUACACUGAACCUGAUCACACAAGUUACGCGCCAUCGCCAUCACAAGCGGAAGGGAUCCAAUCCUCGCCUUUCCAAAACUCAGCCGUGACCUCACCUUUCCAACAACAACAACAGCAACAACCUUUCACCCAUACAGGUGUUCACUCACCUUUCCAACAUCAUCAUCAUCAGGAGGGUUACACACCAUCCCAAAGUCAUACCACGCAUUGGGACACGGUCGAGACAAAGGAAGAACAGCCGGCCUAUCAACCUUAUCAACAUGAGACUCCCACCAGUUAUGAACCCGAUGCUUAUACACCCUCUACCACCCAUAAUAACACUACAUGGGAUGAUGAUGAUGAUUUAGGUUUUGGUAACUCUAAAAAGAAGGCAGACAAAGUGACUGAAGGUUCCACCGCCAGAGAAGAAAAACCCAAUGAAGUAGAAGAGAAAAAGGAAGAGAAAUCCGCUACUGCGGCUCCCAGUGGUGGUUGGGGGAUUUUCUCCCUCUUUGGUGGCGGUCGUAAAGAAAAGGAACAAACCUCUGAAGAAAAAAAGGCUGUCAAAGCCAACUUGGGUGAACAAAGUUCAUUUUACUAUGAUGAAAAGGAGAAGCGUUGGGUGAACAAACUUAAUGACGCCAAGCCUGAGACUACAGCGACUCCUCCACCUCCAAAAUCUGCUACACCACAACCCAGUUUUCCAACUAAUACACCUCCACCUCCCCCUGCUUCUGCUGCUGCCAUGAUGACACCUCCUACAUCCGCUGGAUUAAAACCUGCCAGUAUGCCACCUGUACGUAUCAGCUCAACACCCAAUGUACCUUCCACAGGUGGUCCUCCCAACGCCGCUCCUCCUUCCUUUAGUACACCACCCGCUACCAGACGUAGUGGAGGUGCUAGAAAAUCCAUGCGAUCGCGUUACGUAGAUGUACUCAACACCACCACCUAGUUCUCUCUCUCCCCCCUCCCCCUUUUUUUUCCUUUUUUUUUUUUUAUCUUAUAAAAUUUUAUCCCAAAUAAACUAUUUAUCUAUUAUUAUUACUC
This is a messenger RNA of Mucor mucedo, 5046 nucleotides long. Its product is annotated as Sec23-binding domain of Sec16-domain-containing protein. Bases 257 to 4951 code for a protein of 1564 amino acids. The record is from RefSeq and is a predicted model, not a curated record. Lineage: Eukaryota; Fungi; Mucoromycota; Mucoromycetes; Mucorales; Mucoraceae. The transcript has 7 exons. Gene Ontology annotation, cellular component: ER to Golgi transport vesicle membrane; endoplasmic reticulum exit site. Gene Ontology annotation, biological process: Golgi organization; autophagy; COPII vesicle coat assembly.